UUUAACACUGCUGCUUACGCAGUUAUAAGCGUUAUUACGCUAUUUUCAGGUCUUGUUACACUUGAUGGCGAGUAUUCGUAAAAAGCUAGUGGUGGUUGGGGACGGAGCAUGUGGGAAGACUUGUCUGUUAAUCGUAUUCAGCAAAGAUGAAUUUCCAGAGGUUUACGUGCCCACCGUUUUUGAAAACUACGUCGCAGACAUUGAAGUGGACUCCAAACGAGUUCAGCUGGCUUUAUGGGACACGGCGGGGCAGGAGGACUACGACCGACUGAGACCUCUGUCCUAUCCAGACACCGAUGUCAUCCUCAUGUGCUUCUCCGUGGACAGCCCGGACUCUCUGGAAAACAUUCCAGAAAAAUGGGUGCCGGAAGUGAAACAUUUCUGCCCUAAUGUGCCUAUUAUUUUGGUGGCGAAUAAGAAGGACUUGCGGAGCGAUGACAAUGUGAGAAGUGAGUUGUCGAGAAUGAAACAGGAGCCCGUGAGAACGGAGGACGGACGUGCCAUGGCUGUUCGCAUUGGAGCGCACGAUUACAUGGAGUGCUCUGCCAAAACCAAAGAGGGGGUUCAGCAAGUGUUUGAAAUCGCCACUCGAGUAUCCUUACAAAAGAGACCAAGACCAUCCACUGGCUGUUUGAACUGUUGCCGACUAAUGUGAGGGUUCAUGGGACACCCUCCUCAAGAAGAUGGCUAUUUAGCAGAAUUUACUUUUGACUCAUAGAACGCGUGAGUGCAUGUAUUGUGAGGUCAAUAUUUAAAAGUUAAAGUCAUAUGGCCCACUCUACAAGACAUCCAGGCCUGCCACUGGAUGGACAUUUGCUAAAUUAUUUAAAUGACUUAAUGACUGGCACAGUGGUCAUAGUUCAUGGACUGCCCACUGAGAAGUUCAAAUAUACCAACAGGCUUCAAACCUUAAGUUUGUAGGCUUAGCAGUGGCUUGUUUUUGUGAGCAUGCUUGCAAAAAACUUUACUUUUUUUUUUUUUUUUUUUUUUAGAAUAUGCCCCAAUACCUUAAAAUGUUCAGUAUUUAUGUUACCCUGUCAAAGCUAAAGGAUUUAUAAAGACACUUCUAUCAUAAUGUAGACAAUUAUAAAUUAUAUAAAUUAUAUUUAAUUUAAUUUAAUUAAUUAAGGACUAAUUUAUAUUUUAAUUCUUAUUUAAUUAUUUUAGGACAUGGACCACAUUAUGCUACUUGUAAUGUGCUGUCUGUUAAUUGAUUCAAAUACACUGGCAGUUACUUUCUCAAAACAGUAGUUCACAUGUGCUCUGUAUGACAAUAACUGAUGUAUUUUAGAGGUAUAAAAGUUGCUGACGGAGAUCUGAGAUUGACACUCUGUGACUACUGUAUGGUUCUCAGCUGGUCUUACUUCAGUGUGGCACAAAUGCUAACCCAAUUUAAUACCUGAAAGUGGUGACCUAGAAAAAAAUUGAAAGACAAUUUUGUUUGAAUAGUAUUUGUUCUUGACACUUGAGUGUUGAUGUGCAUACAAACUGGCUUAGAUUCAGUGUCUGCAGAAAUUAUAGUGGCAUUUAUUUAUUUAUAGCUAGUAAACUAAAAUAACAUUGACUAACAAAAUGUUUUAGUUCUAUCUUAUUUGAAAAUUCUGCUUUUACAUUAUAUCUAACCUUUAUUUUUAACAUUUAUUUAUGGUAAAAAAAAAAAAAAAAAAAAAAAAAGUUGAAGUUAAGUUUAAGCCAUAAAAAAAUCAUAUAGUUCAGUAAGUAACAUUUAGCCUUGUCUCAAAUGAGAACUCCUUCAUCAUGAAAGAUAGUAAACUCUUUGACAUUCACUCUCACAAAUGUAAACAAAUAUAAUAUGACAGUACUUGUAUUAUUUGUUAAUGCAGUUAACAUUAAAAUGCAAAUAAUACAUUUUACAAAAGUUUUUGUUGUAAUGUGGUUGAAAAUUGCUGGCCCACUUUGGCUGAAUGUGCUAUAUAAAUUCCAUGUAGAGUGAAAAAGCUGUAAAAUAUGAUCACACUUAAAGUUAAAGGGUUUAUAGAAAACAGACAGAAAAUGUGUUCUACACGAUUAAAUUUAAAUGAUUUCUUGUUUAGCUUUUUGUUAACCUAUUUGUUUUUGCAUGUGUCACAUUUUUUAAAUAUGUUGUAGAGUUCAUUUUAAUCAAUACUCUUAGAUUUUACAUUCUUUUGUUUUUACAGAUUUUUUUUCUUUAGGUGAAAGCUAUAUAGUUUUUAUUGUUAAAUAUGCUGCUGAAUAUGGUUGUUUGAUCAUAUCUGUUAAUAAACAUUAAAAUGAGUAACUGUGUUUUUAUAAUUUUUAAUUUAGAUAGUCUAUUUUUUUUAUUAAUCAGAGAUGACCCACCUAU
Molecule: messenger RNA, 2326 nt
Organism: Labeo rohita (rohu)
Lineage: Eukaryota; Metazoa; Chordata; Actinopteri; Cypriniformes; Cyprinidae
Product: rho-related GTP-binding protein RhoB-like
Exons: 1
Coding region: 65-655 (196 amino acids)
Biological process (GO): small GTPase-mediated signal transduction
Molecular function (GO): GTP binding; GTPase activity
Source: RefSeq, a predicted model, not a curated record